This is a messenger RNA of Rhineura floridana, 4896 nucleotides long. It is a transcript of the gene DEGS2, whose product is annotated as delta 4-desaturase, sphingolipid 2. Bases 156 to 1166 code for a protein of 336 amino acids. Gene Ontology annotation, biological process: ceramide biosynthetic process; sphinganine metabolic process. The record is from RefSeq and is a predicted model, not a curated record. Lineage: Eukaryota; Metazoa; Chordata; Lepidosauria; Squamata; Rhineuridae. Gene Ontology annotation, cellular component: membrane. The transcript has 4 exons. Gene Ontology annotation, molecular function: sphingolipid delta-4 desaturase activity.
CCCCAGCCUGGCGGGGAAGGCUGGAGAGGGGCGGGGACUGGGGGGCGACAGCCUUUUGGCUCCGCCCCUCAGGCCAGGCGAGCUGAUAUUAGCCCCCGAGCCAAUUCCUCGCUCUCUCCUGCGAGCGAGCGGCAGGUGCAGCGGCAGCCGCGGCGAUGGGCAACAGGGUCACCCGCGGGGAUUUCGAGUGGGUUUACACCGAGCAGCCCCACACGCAGCGCAGGAAAGAGAUUUUAGCCUCACAACUUCACUCACAGGUACAUCUUCGAAAAGGUGCAAAGUACCCAGCCAUCAAGUCUCUGAUGGGACCCAAUCCCUAUUUAAAAUGGAUUGUGACAGGAAUGGUUUUCACCCAGCUUCUGGCCUGCUAUCUGGUGAGAAACCUUUCCUGGAAGUGGGUGUUCUUCUGGGCCUAUGGUUUUGGGGGCUGCAUCAACCACUCCAUGACACUAGCGAUCCAUGACAUCUCUCACAACGUUGCCUUUGGCAACAAGCAAGCCAAGUGGAAUCGGUGGUUUGCAGUCUUUGCCAACUUGCCCAUUGGACUUCCCUACUCCGCCUCCUUCAAGAAGUAUCACAUCGACCACCAUCGUUAUCUUGGUGGACACACUUUGGAUGUGGACAUCCCCACUGACUUUGAGGGCUGGUUCUUCUGUACUCCCUUUCGGAAGCUGAUCUGGCUGAUCUUCCAGCCCCUUCUUUAUGGCCUGAGACCGUUGUAUGUCAACCCCAAAACCAUUACCGAGAUGGAAAUAUUCAAUGCAUUGGCCCAGUUCUCUGUCGACUUGAUGAUCUACUACCUGUGGGGUUUGAAGCCUGUUGUUUAUUUAAUUGCGGGAACGCUGCUUAGCAUGGGUUUGCAUCCUAUUUCUGGGCACUUCAUAGCAGAACAUUAUAUGUUCAUGAAAGGAUAUGAAACUUAUUCGUACUAUGGACCCCUCAACUGGCUCACCUUUAACGUUGGUUAUCAUAUGGAGCACCACGAUUUCCCCAGCAUUCCGGGAUGUAAGCUGCCAAUGGUGAAGAAGAUAGCAGCAGAAUAUUAUGACACCCUACCUCAGCACCAGUCUUGGGUUCGAGUUCUCUGGGACUUCAUUUUUGAUGACUCCAUUGGCCCUUAUUCAAGGGUUAAGAGAAUAUGCAAGCUAGCAUCAAAAUCGCAAUAGACUCUUAUCUUUUCUUUUUAUAAGCUUAAUGGACCUUAGUCUCCUGUAUACCUCUCCCAUCCAAACACAAACACACACACACAAAGUAUAUCCUAUGAACAGAGCUUGUCAGAUGGGGAUUGAAGAGCUGAUGUAAUAUUUCUGCUCUCAAAAGGAUUUUCUCUAAUCCAGAUGUAAAGAAAUAUUAUAAUGAAGCCAUUUGGAAAACACUAAAUUUUAUACUAUUUUUUAAAUAUAAAAAUACGAGCUUUUUCUUUUUCUUAUCUACUAUGCAACUGAACAGGCUUUCCUCCAACUGAUGUCCUCCAGAUAUUUUGGACUACAAUGCUCAUCAGCCCCAGCCAGUUUGGUCAUUGAUCAGGGAUGAUGGGGUCUGUAGACCAACAGCAUCCAGAAGGCAUCAUAUUAGGGAAGGCAACCGUUGAAAGAUGUGUGUCUCACAGCUGAGGGCUAGUUUGCGGAGGGUGGAUCCUGAUCUUGCAAGAAAGGGUAACCCCAAAUGAAGAAGAGAUGGGACCAUCCUAUACGAAAAGGCUCAAGAGUCUGGAGAUAUUUUUUAGUUUAGGGGAAAAGAGGAUUAAUGUAGUAAGGGAGAAACAUGACAGAGGGUUAUAACAUUGUGAAUUACAUGGAAACUGCAAAAAAAAUGGUUUUCUCUUUCCAGUAAUAAAAAAACAUCCAGUGACACUGCUUGGCAAUAAAUUCAGAACCAACAAAUGAAGCCUUCCCCAACCUGGUGCCCUCCAGAUGAUUUGGACUAACUCGCCCAUCAGCCCCAGCCAACGGAAGGGGUGGUUUUAACUGUAGUCCAAAACAUCUGGAGGUCACCAGUUAGGAGAGAGCUCAUCACGAGAAGUUAUGGUGAUGGGCAAUAGCUCUGAGAGCUGUUGGACAUUCAUGGAGAAAAGGUUUCUCUCCAUGUGAUACUUGAACAGAACUUCUGAGUUUACAGGGGUCCUUGCCACUGUGGAUGCAUGUUUGGAAGUGCAUUAGCAUUGCAAUGCACACAUCUUGGCUGUACCAUCUGGCUAGAUGUGACCUCUGAUGUCUCCUUGUCUUAUUUAAUAGUUGUGCUUUGUGACUUACAAUUCAAUCUUGUAUCUGUUCAGAAGUAAACCCAACUGAAUUUCAUAGAAUUUACUCCCAGGGUAGUGUAUCUAGGACUGCGGACCUAAAGGUGGAUCAAUACUAGCAGGGCUUUUUGUGUGUGACAGUACUCACUGGUACAGAGCACUGGCACCUGUUUCUGGUGCUAUCCAUGGCAGCCAUUUUGUGCUGGCACCCACAGCACUGUUAUCAAGAUAUGAGUACCAACACCUCUUUUUUUUUUUAACCAAAACAGCACUGACUAUCAGUAUGUUUUAAACACAACUCUGGCUAACUGAGGAGAAGCCAUAGCUUAGUGACAGAGCACACGCUUUGCAUGCAGAAGGUACUAGCAUUACUUUCAGGCAUUACUGAGGAGGGAGGGAGCAGAAAAAGUCUUCUGCUCCUCUGAUUCGUAGAUGAAAAUCAUGUGCCUCAAACUGGGCUUCUGUGCAGCGCCUCGUGCUCUCUGGGUGUUUAGGAGGCGAUGAGGGAGUUGGUGGAGAGCAAGAGGGGGUGGAGAGGAGAAAAAGACUGCUUAAAAAUAGAUGAUGGUGGAGAAGAAUGGAGUGGAGGGAGAAAGGAGCUGGAGGGCAAGGACGUGGAUGAAGGAGGAGGAGGCAGCAGUGGAAUGGAGAUAAAGAACUGUGGAGCUGAGAAACAACAUGUGUGUGUGUGGUGUGUGUGAGAGAGAGAGAAAGGGGGGGAGAGAGAGAGUUAAUACUGUUUGCAGUUGGCAUGCGAAGCGGUCUCCGCUGCCCUCCCUAGCUACUUUGCUGCAUUUGCAGUGUUUUAACUUUUUUGCACCCCAGGGGAAAAUGUUUGCUUGGGUGGUUGUGCCUUACUUGGUGGCAGGGCAGGGUCUGGAACGUGGUUGAGUGACAGAGAUGACACCUGCUGGGUGAUAGUGUGUGUUUGUGUGGGAGGGUGCACUUUGUUUAAUGCACAAAAAUCUGAGCAGUGGCUCCUGCCUCCCUUUUCAGUGGAGAGAUCACCACUGCUAUUUUAUGGAUGAAAAGAGUCAUUCUGCUACCUCUCUCUCUGUGUUUAUUAUUAAUGUUGUUUUUGGCUACUGAGGUGUGGAGCAGCACCUUACAGGCAUUCUAGGUUUUUGUUAAAGUAACUUAGCUUUAAUUAUAGUGAUUACUUUUGAGUAACCGGAAAGUAAUCCCUUUCAGAACAAUUGUAAUUGUAAUGGUAAUUUAUUCCUUUUUGGGGCCAUGUACCAGUAAUUGCAAUUUAUUGCUUUUUAAAAGUAAUAUUUGGAGCUCUGUUCAUGGCAUGAUACUGGCACAGUAAUGUCACCUCACCAAAAAAGCAACCAUAAGCAUCACCACUAGGGUUGCCAGGUUCAUGGCCUGAGACUGACCCUGUAUCUUUGGGAGAAGAGAAAGUCAGCCAAGUGCAGAUGUUCUUGCAACAUGGUAAUGGGAAAAACCACAAGGUGGAAUUCUCCCUUCCCCCUGCACAACUUUUAAAGAUACAGAAGACCUCUUGGUUGACAGGAUAAUAAUUCUGAAUACACACUGUACCCUGAAGACAUGGCAUAAGAUUAUCAUUCUCCUGGAUAACAUGGACCAACUUCAGUAAAAUUAGGGACUGUUGUAUUGUCCAGACUGUGUGGGGCUGGUAGUGGUUGAAUUCUUAAUAAAGUUGGCAUAUUACACUCAACAUCCAAAUGAUAUAAACAUCGUGUGAAAUCUGUAUUUCUUAACAAUUUCAAGUUUGCCUGCACCACCAGGGACUACUAGCCACAACUCGCUUCAGAGGAGUGGGGAGCAAAUGUGACCCAUCGUUGGUCAAUAUGGCUAUCCCUGAUGUUGAUAAGUAUAAAGUUACUCAGUGUAGUCCCAAGUCUACUGCAGAAAGAUGAAAGACAACCCAAUCAAUGGUGCAUGGACAAUGAACAGUUUAUUAUCAAUAUGAACACAGAUAAUUGUGAUGCACUGAUGUACCGCUUUAAUAUUGUGAUAGCUCUGAGACCAGGGACUUGCUGCCUCACAGCUAGCAGCUUCCGCCCCCCUCAGGCAAUGCCACAAAUAAGGUUCUGUUGGCAAAGAGGUCUUCAUUUACAUUGCAGACUACCAGUAAAAUUACCUCGAAGUCAUCUAGUAAAAGCGAAUGGUUCACGUGUUUCCUUACCUACUAUAUACUAAAAAGAAAAAUGUCAUACAUUUAAAUAAGCAAAUACAAAAUACAAAAAAGGCUGACCAAAUCUGAUGUGCAUUGUCAGAUGAAAUUUUAAAAAAUCCAGAAAUUUAAAUUUUAAUAUUUUCUUUUUAAAGAUUUUAAGACUUUUCUCUCUCUCUCUUUUUUUUUAAAUGAAGCAAAUCCAAGGCAGCAGCAAGCUUCAAAGUCUGCUGAGUCUGCUAAUAAAAAGGAUUUAAGAACAAAAGACGGUGUGCCAGGUGUCCUCUUUCACCCUCUCACAUGAUCUUGGGAUGCUUAGAAACAAUCCAGUUGCCUUUUAUAUCCUUUGUGACUUCAGGAUGGUUCUGUGGACAUUAUGUUGUGCUGAUUCUACUCAACUCUUGCCUGAUGGCUGGGGGGAAAAAAAGGAGUAAACCAAAGCUUGUGAUUAAGGCUAUUAUGUAUCAGGGAUGGGGAACCUUUGACUCUCCAGAUGUUGCUGGACUACAACUCU